AUGGACAGAAGCUUGUACACUCUCAUUUUCGAGAACCCAAAAAAUUUUUUCAAAGGAAGGAGUCAACUUUGGCUUUGAGUGUUUGGCCUGGGUACAAUGCCUUUAAAAAGCAGAUGACCAGCUUAGCUACUGACCAUGCUGACCAUUGUCCAGAAUUGGAUCACAUUACACAAAAAUAGCGAAUGGCCUUCUCUUAUAAAAUAUCAGAACAGAGCACAAUUCCUGAUCACAUUUUGCAGAAGUCCUUUCAUCACUUAAUCUUUGCUAACUGGUCUGGAUUACAGACAGAAUCGAUACCAGAGGAAAUGAAACAGAUUGGUGAGCAACAGGGAAAUAAACCACGCUGGGCAGCUCUUCUGAUACUCAUGGUGAUAAUACCCACAAUUGGUGGGAACAUCCUGGUUAUUCUGGCUGUUUCACUGGAGAAAAAGCUGCAGUACGCUACCAAUUAUUUUCUCAUGUCUCUGGCAGUGGCUGAUUUGCUGGUUGGAUUGUUUGUGAUGCCGACUGCCCUCUUGACAAUAAUGUUUGAGACUAUGUGGCCCCUCCCACUUGUUCUAUGUCCUGCCUGGUUAUUUCUUGACGUUCUUUUUUCUACUGCAUCCAUCAUGCAUCUCUGUGCCAUUUCCGUGGAUCGCUAUAUAGCCAUCAAAAAGCCAAUCCAGGCCAAUCAAUAUAACUCACGAGCCACAGCAUUCAUCAAGAUUACAGUGGUAUGGUUAAUUUCAAUAGGCAUUGCCAUUCCAGUACCUAUUAGAGGGAUAGAAACUGAUGUGGGGAACACAAGCAACAUCACCUGUGUGCUGACAAAGGAUCGUUUCGGCAACUUCAUGCUCUUUGGCUCGCUGGCUGCCUUCUUCACACCUCUGGCAAUCAUGAUUGUCACCUACUUUCUCACUAUCCAUGCUUUACAGAAGAAAGCUUACUUGGUCAAAACCAAGCCACCUCAACGCCUAACGUGGCUGGCUGUGUCUACAGUUUUCCAAAGGGAUGGAACACCUUGCUCAUCACCUGAAAAGGUGGCAAUGCUGAAUGGUUCCCACAAGGACAAAACUCUGCCCAACUCAAGUGAUGACAUACUUAGGCGAAUAAUGUACACAGUUGGAAAAAAGUCCGUGCAGACCAUUUCCAAUGAACAGAGAGCCUCCAAGGUUCUAGGGAUUGUUUUUUUUCUCUUUUUGCUUAUGUGGUGCCCCUUUUUUAUUACAAAUAUAACUUUAGUUUUAUGUGAUUCCUGCAACCAGACUACUCUCAAAAUGCUCCUAGAGGUAUUUGUGUGGAUAGGCUAUGUUUCCUCAGGGGUGAAUCCUUUGGUCUACACCCUCUUCAAUAAGACAUUUCGGAAUGCAUUUGGCCGAUACAUCACCUGCAAUUACCGGGCCACGAGAUCAGUAAAAACUACCAGAAAAUGCUCCAGCAAUAUCUACUUCCGAAAUCCAAUGGCAGAGAACUCUAAGUUUUUCAUGAAACAUGGAAUGCGAAAUGGGAUUAAUCCUGCCAUGUACCAGAGCCCAAUGAGGCUCCACAGUUCAAACAUUCAGGCUUCCUCAAUCAUUCUACUAGAUACACUUCUCCUCACAGAGAAUGAAGGUGACAAAACUGAAGAGCAAGUCAGUUAUGUAUAGAAGGAAUGUCAGUUUUCAUCUAAAUAAUAUAACGAUGAGUAAGGUAAUUAAGCAGAUAUAAAUGUACCAAGAAUUAUGUAAAGGAGAACUUUAUGUCAUGUAUCAAAUCAUCUCUUUAAAAUAAGAGUUAUCUAUUAAGAUUAUAUAACUUUCUUUAUUUGGACAAAACUACUCCAUGAAAAAAAUCAUUUUGUAUGGCUGCAAACAAAAAUAAUCCAGCAGUCUGGCUAAAUGUUAAGGUAUUCAAAUGAAAUAAAAUUAAGUAAAUCAAUAAGUUUCAGUCUU
Odobenus rosmarus divergens (Pacific walrus) is the source of this 1910-nucleotide messenger RNA. RefSeq names its product 5-hydroxytryptamine (serotonin) receptor 2B, G protein-coupled (gene HTR2B). Lineage: Eukaryota; Metazoa; Chordata; Mammalia; Carnivora; Odobenidae. The coding region runs from base 183 to 1625 and encodes 480 amino acids. Gene Ontology annotation, biological process: chemical synaptic transmission; vasoconstriction; smooth muscle contraction. Gene Ontology annotation, cellular component: dendrite; plasma membrane. Gene Ontology annotation, molecular function: G protein-coupled serotonin receptor activity; neurotransmitter receptor activity. The record is from RefSeq and is a predicted model, not a curated record. The transcript has 3 exons.